Molecule: messenger RNA, 4890 nt
Organism: Sinocyclocheilus anshuiensis
Lineage: Eukaryota; Metazoa; Chordata; Actinopteri; Cypriniformes; Cyprinidae
Gene: znf319b
Product: zinc finger protein 319b
Exons: 2
Coding region: 642-2462 (606 amino acids)
Biological process (GO): regulation of transcription by RNA polymerase II
Cellular component (GO): nucleus
Molecular function (GO): DNA-binding transcription factor activity, RNA polymerase II-specific; RNA polymerase II transcription regulatory region sequence-specific DNA binding
Source: RefSeq, a predicted model, not a curated record
GGAUGCCAAGUAUGUGUUAUUCAGGUUCCCGUGCGGCUGUCGGGGGUUUCGGUGGUCACUGAUCCAAGCCCGAAAUAGAACACACUAUGUUUCGGGCUCUCCUCGCCAGUCGGCUCCCCUAAAUGCGCUGCAAACGCAGAAAAGGCUGUUAUCGUGGUCUGCGGAGCAACUCAAGAGAGAUCCGGGGAGUUGGCAGGGUUUUCAAGUGUUUUUGUAGACACUGGCCAGGGGGUGCGGCCUAGCCGAGACCGCGGGUCGGUGGGAGGAUUUACGGCCUUCAGAAACACCAUAAGCUGUUUUUUUGUUUAAACUUAUAUUUCCGAGAAUGAACAUGCGUGGAACCCGCUUAUGAAAAAGGGCUGUACCAAGGUGAUGAAGAAGGUUAAGCUCCUUUGCACUUUUGGCUGAUGCUCACAUCCAUGUCAGUUCGCUGUUUAUAUCAAGCCACAAAGUGUUCCUGAAAACAUUAUUACAUAUAAUUUUUUUCUUCAUUUGUCGUUCUCACGAAAUAAGUUAAAAUAAGUUCCUCUCUGCCUCCACACCUUUCCCAUCGUGGGCAGUCCAACAUUCCCUUCCCCCUAAAUUUGUCUGGGAAGAGGUUCAACUACGGCUCAAAGCUGAAUCCGUACACCCGAGCCCGGAUGACGGAGGCGUGGCAGCAGCAUGCUGUUGCCCCGCCUCCAGUGGUGCACACCAUCCCACCAGGGGCGGACACACUGGGCUGCACUGUCUACGGCAUCGUCCUCCAGCCGGACACGGCAUUGCAACAACAACAACAACAGCAGCAGCAGCAGCAACAAUCCCAGCAACAUCACAGUCAGCAGCUCAACCAGCAGCAGCAUCCGGCACAAGCGCAACAGCCCUCCUUGCAUGUAGGGAGCGAGGAAGGACACAAGUGUGGUGCAUGUGGCCAUGACAUCUCCCAUCUGGCUAAUCCCCAUGAGCACCAGUGCAUGGUGAGCCAAGACCGUUCGUUUCAGUGCACGCAGUGUCUGAAAAUCUUCCACCAAGCCACUGACCUGUUGGAGCAUCAGUGCAUGCAGGUGGAGCAGAAACCCUUUGUGUGCGGAGUGUGCAAGAUGGGCUUCUCCCUGUUAACUUCUCUAGCGCAGCAUCACAAUGCCCAUAACAGUGGCAACCCCAUGAAGUGCUCCAUAUGUGAAAAAACAUAUCGGCCGGGUUCUGGAAAUGCCACGCCAACUUCAUCAACGGGCACUCCAGGGCAACCAUCUAACGACGAAGCAUCGUCCAGUGGCAGCGCUGCUGUCGGGACGUCAGGCCAGCCUACGUUUGAGCCUUCACAACCUGACAGGCCCUACAAGUGUUCCGUGUGCUCCAAGGGUUUCCGUCACUUAUCUGAGCUCACCCGUCAUGAACGCGUCCACACGGGCGAGAAGCCUUUUAAAUGUGAAACAUGUGACAAAAGCUUUAGCCAGUCCUCUCAUCUAGCCCACCACCAGCGUACCCACAGCUCAGAACGGCCGUUCAAGUGUGCGGUGUGCGAGAAGAGCUUCAAGCACCGAUCCCACCUAGUCCGUCACAUGUACGCCCACUCGGGUGAGCACCUGUUCAAGUGCAACCUUUGCGAGUUGCACUUCAAAGAAUCUUCCGAGCUCCUCCACCACCAGUGUCAGCCGCAAGGUGCUCGGCCAUUUCGCUGCGCCACGUGCGGUAAGGGCUUCAAGCGUCCGUCCGACCUGAGACAGCACGAACGCACUCACUCGGAGGAACGCCCAUUCCACUGUGAAGACUGCCAGAUGAGCUUUAAACAACAGUAUGCCCUGGUGCGCCACCGACGCACGCACAAGCCCUCCGCCGACCGCCCCUUCAAAUGCAACCUUUGUGACAAGGGCUUCCUGCAGCCGUCCCACUUGUUGUACCACCAGCAUGUUCACGGCAUGGACAACCUUUUCAAGUGCGCCUCCUGCGGCAAGGGCUUCAGCCAGUCCGGUGAGCUGCUCCGCCACAAAUGUGGUGAGUCCUCCUCGACACCCACAAAUCCAGACAAGCCCUACAAGUGCGACGUGUGCGGAAAGGCCUACAAAAAGGCCACCACGCUACAGCGCCAUCAGAAUUCCCAUUGCACCGAGAAGCCACUCAAAUGCUCGCUGUGUGACCGACGCUUCCUGUCCUCCUCAGAGUUCGUGCAGCACCGAUGCGACCCUUCCCGGGAGAAGCCCUUGAAGUGUCCCGACUGUGAGAAGCGUUUCAAGUACUCCUCGGAGUUGCAGCGGCACAGACGCGUCCACACCGGAGAGAAGCCCUACAAGUGCGCCAGUUGUGACAAGGGCUUCAAGCAACGCGAACACCUGGCCAAGCAUCAAAGCGUGCAUGCUAGAGAUGCCCAGUUUAAAUGUGUAUGGUGUGGAGAGCGUUUUGCUGAUCUAGGAGCCCUUCAGGAGCAUACUGUCCAGCACACAGCUGAAGGUGAGGGGUAUCCUGUGUCCUCUCUCAUUCAGUAACUUGUGCCCCCAAUUACCAUUUGCAGAGGUAUUAGCAAUUUCUACUCCAGUCAAAUGAAUCUUACAAGGCCCAGUGACUUCAUAGUACCUCAUUUUGUUCUAAACAUGCAUAUGCUCAACAAGUAGUUAUUCCCUUUUUGAUAUCAAGAGGCAUACUUUAAUUGGAUUUGAUCGGCGAAAAGUUAUUGAUUGUUGGUUUAUAUCUGAAUCCUGGGAGGAGGGAACAGGACAUCUCGAACUCUAUCCCAGAUAACACUGUGACCCUAGUCCAGUAGGGUGGCAUUUGCCCUGCAUUGUGGUUCCUUGACCCGACAUGGCUCACAAUGCCCCCAUCAGAUCUUUAGAGCACAAGUCAAAAAACGAUUCGGUCUGCAACUAUUUGUUCAGUCUUGAUCCUUCAUAUUAAAUCAGCUAUACACUUUUGUUAGUACCUAGUAUGGCUCAAAUACUGCAUAAUGUGUGCCUCUACGUAAUAACUCUACUCCGAUCACUAGCCUUGGUCCAAUGUACACACAUCUGGAGCACCUCCGGCAGCCUACUGUGUGUAUUUAGUUCGCCCCACAGCUAACGACAAAACAAAACGGGGGACAAAGUUAUGAACUGUUGAAACUGUCUGUAUAUGUCAAUGUUGACGUUCCCCUUGUUGUGGCAACUAAUGGUAUGUACCAAAAACCAUCAUUGUACUGUACCACACCUUAAAUGAGACAGAUCGUUAACCAGCAGAAGUAUAACGACCUCAGACAGUCUCUACAUUUCACUGAGAUUAUACGUAAAUAUAUAGAAUCUAUAUAGAAAUGUAAACUUCAAUCUUGUAUACAAACAGUUCAUAUUACCAUGAGAAUCAGUACAGCUGUCCUGAAAAUUGCCUAAAAAAACUGAAAAGGCUUCCUGUAUUACUGUAUGUACACAGUUAGUAUGUAUGCAACUUGUUUACCAGUCCUGUCAUUAGAUAUUGCGUUGUCUUUCUUAAACUGCACCACAAUUUUAUAAGUAGUUUUCAUGUGAAGUUCUGAUUCAUACAUUCUUUAUAUUUUGUUUCUAAUUUGCCUUUUUAAAAUUAAUUUUAGCCUCUUUGUAGAUGUAGUUUGGAUUGUAAUGGGUGUGUUCAAGGUUGUGUGAAAAUUGAGUCUGAUUUUAUAAAGGUUUUUGCCCCAUGCCCUGACCACCCACUGCCCCAUACAGGACUCAUGUACUUGUUGUACAGUACCCUAAGUGUCAUUCUUCCUCUACUGUAUAGAUUUAUCCAUGUGUUUGAUCUCUAAUCUGCCAACACCAUGUCUUGCCUGCAGUCAUUUGCCUUUCGCAACAUGACGGCGAGUCAUUUUUUUUGCUAUUCUUUUAUAAAAACCGUAAGAUCAAAAACUUUCAAAAUGGAUUUUUGGUUUCCCCCAGAAUCCAGGAAGGAAAGUGUUUGUUUUGGGCCUCUAAAGCCUUGACUUAAAACGCACGUCACGCUGAUGUUGUUAGUGAAUGUCUGUGUUGCGUACUCAUUAAACGAUAACCAGUACGUUCUUUUGAGAAAUUGUUUUUUAAACUGACACUUACUACAAUUGUAGUAUAUACAUAUUUAAUUUAGAGAGUAAGUGGUACUCAUACAAGAGUAAUAUUUGGUUUUUUAAUCAUGUACUCUCCUUUUUUAAUAUUAGAAAAAAGAGCUACCACUUUUUUUUAUUGGUCUUCAAAGCUGUUUUUGAAUAGAACAAGCUGUCCAAGUCGUCAUUUGCCUGCUUUGUUUCCCUCCCACCCACAUCACAAUUUUGCAUCAUCUUACCUGGGGCAAAAUUACAUUCUCAGCUCUGUUACAAGUCAGUGCAGUAUUAUAUGUUGACCAUUGGCCCUUGAGGAGCGUCUCCCUCUUGCAGUUAGGUUUCGCCUAGUACUGUACAGCGAGGUGAUAGUGACACUUUGGCCUUAAGCAGGGGCGUCUAGUUUCUCUGCAGAGCCCUUUGCCUCCAAUUUGUUUCCCAUUUAUUGUAUCUAUUUACCACUGUUUUAAAUACCAUGGGGCUUUUUUUAACUGUAGGCAUUAAGAAUCAGCGAGCAGUCAGAUUUGAAAACUAUGUUGUGUUUGUUUUCACGUUUUGUAUAUUAUUAUUUUUUUUUAUUAAUAUUGUUUAAAAUCUCUAUAUAAAUAUCUAUAUUCUUGGCAGACGUGUCAGGACCACAGGGGAACGUUAAGAUUGAUGGCCUUCCUCUAUGGUUUUGAGACCUCUCCACCCCGUGCAUGCCUGCUGUGUUAAUCCCCGUAAUCUGUUUCAUGUAUGUGCGCUUUCGAGUGCACAUACUUCUCCUUAGCUUUUUUUCAAAUUGUAGAUUGUGUAUGAGCUAGUAAGAAAACUUCAUGUGGCGGUUGAUGUGACAUUCAUGCUGACAUAUCUGUAUGUAGCAUUUAAUAUACACAGCACUAACUAAUAAACCUUUUCAUUAA